AGCGGCGGCGCGCGGUCACUGCUGGCCCGGGGGUCGUGGGGAACUGGCGGCUUGCCUGCUCCAGGAAAAGUUGUGCCUCGCCUUAUUCUCGCAGCCAUGAUAAAGGGCUGCUGAUCUCUGCACCGUGAUCUUCGUUAAGUGGAAGUGGAUUAUUUUUUUCUGUGUAUGUGAAACUGUGAAUAGAGCGACACGAUGGCGGACAGCGAGGGGUCGUCCGAGCAGGAUGACGUCUCAUUCCUCCGCACGGAGGACAUGGUGUGUCUUUCCAGCACAGCCAUUGGAGAGCGCGUGUGUCUGGCGGCUGAGGGCUUCGGUAACAGGACUUGCUUCCUUGAGAAUAUUGCUGACAAGUCUCCAGCAUCACAACAACCGCCUCCUGAAACUCGCAGCGGAUGUCCUCGGCCUUCCAACAAUCCUCCUGACCUAUGCCAGGGUGUCUUCCUCAUCGAGCAGGCGUUGUCCGUCCGCGCCCUGCAGGAGUUGGUCACCGCCGCCGCCAGCGAGGAGGAGCAGGGGACUGUUGGUAAGGGCACAGGCUCAGGCCACCGAACUCUUCUCUACGGCAAUGCUGUUCUCCUGAGGCACAUGAACUCUAUGAUGUACCUGGCCUGCCUCUCUACCAGCUCGUCCAGAGACAAGCUUGCCUUCGACGUGGGUCUCCAGGAACACUCCAUGGGGGAGUCGUGCUGGUGGACCAUUCACCCGGCCAGCAAGCAGCGAUCCGAGGGUGAGAAGGUGCGAGUAGGCGACGAUCUCAUCCUGGUCUCCGUGGCCACCGAGCGAUACCUGCAAGCGACACGUGAGGAUGAACAGAGCAUCGUCAACGCCUCCUUCCACGUCACCCACUGGUCCGUCCUUCCCUUCGGCACCGGCCUCUCCAGACUCAAAUUUGUCGCUUGCGUGUUUGGCGGUGAAGUUUUGAGGUUCUUCCACGGCGGUGACGAGUGUCUCUCCAUCCCGUCCACGUGGAGCGACCAGCCUGGCCAGAACAUUGUGGUGUACGAGGGCGGCUCCGUCACGUCCCAGGCUAGAUCGUUGUGGCGUCUGGAGCUGGCCAGGACCAAGUGGGCUGGCGGUUACAUCAACUGGUUCCACCCGAUGCGCAUCCGACACAUCACCACUGGCAGGUAUCUCGGCAUCAACGACCAGAACGAACUCGUCCUUUCGCACAGGGAUGAGGCAACACUCGCGGCCACGUCCUUCUACUUGAGGGAGGAGAAGGAUGACAACAAGGUGAUUCUCGAGGACAAGGAUCUGGAGGUGAUUGGCGUACCCCUUAUCAAGUAUGGCGACUCCACGGUCAUUGUACAGCACGUGGAGACUGGACUCUGGCUCUCCUACAAGGCAUUUGAGAUCAAGAAGAAGGGCGUGGGCAAGGUGGAGAUCAAGCAGGCGACGCUACAAGAGGAAGGAAAGAUGGAUGACGGUCUGAUCUUCUACAGGAGUCAGGAGGAGGAGUCACGCACCGGUCGAGUCAUCCGGAAGUGCUCACACCUGUUUAACACCUUCAUUAAAGGACUUGACAGCAUCCAGACGUCACGCCGGAUCUCAAUUCUCCUGAAGAUGGUGAGCCUGAAGGAAAUGAUCCACUGCCUCGAGGACUUGAUCAACUACUUUGCCUACCCCGCGGACGAUCUUGAACACAACGAACGUCAGGUGGCCCUCCGUGCUCUCAGAAACCGCCAGGACUUAUUCCAAGAGGAGGGCAUCCUGAAUCUGAUCCUGGACGCCAUCGACAAGAUCACCGUCAUCACUGGCCAGGGCUUCAUGGUGGCACUGGCUGGAGAGGAGGCAGGCAUGGACUGGGACGUGAUCUCUGGUUACCUCUACCAGCUGUUGGCUGCUGUCAUCAAGGGCAACCACACCAACUGCUCACAGUUUGCCAACAGUCACCGCCUCAACUGGCUCUUCUCCCGCCUGGGCUCAGCUGGCGAGGGCACUGGCAUGUUAGAUGUGUUGCACUGUGUUCUCAUUGACUCCCCUGAGGCACUCAAUGUGAUGAAGGAGGAGCACAUUAAGGUUAUCAUUGCCCUGCUGGAGAAAUAUGGCCGUGACCCCAAGGUACUGGAUGUCCUGUGUUCCCUGUGUGUGGGUAAUGGGACGGCUGUGCGCUCAUCACAGAACAACAUUUGUGACUACCUACUGCCGGGACGCAACCUGCUGCUGCAGACCCAGCUGGUGGACCACGUCUCCAGUGCACGCCCCAACAUCUUCGUGGGUCAAGUGGAGGGCUCGGCCAUCUACCAGAGGUGGUACUAUGAGGUGACACUGGACCACAUUGAGCAGUCCUCGCACCUGGCCCCUCAUCUGCGCAUCGGCUGGGCCAACACCAAGGGUUACGUGAGCUACCCGGGCGGUGGCGAGAAGUGGGGUGGCAAUGGUGUGGGUGACGACCUGUAUUCCUAUGGCUUUGACGGCUCCUUCUUGUGGACUGGCGGACGAUACACCCUCGUGAACCCCAUUGACUCAGUGCCAUUCAUCAAGAAGGGAGAUGUGAUUGGCUGUGCCCUCGACCUGACAGUCCCUAUCAUCACCUUCUACGUGAAUGGCAGGCAGGUGAACGGGGCCUUCACGGGCUUCAACCUGGAUGGCAUGUUCUUCCCUGUGGUCUCUGCCUCUGCCAAGCUCAGUGCAAGGUUCCUUCUGGGUGGAGAGCACGGCCGCCUUAAGUAUCCUCCGCCAGAUGGCCACUCACCUGUGUCUGAGUGUCUCCUCCCCUUCCAGACACUAGCUAUUGACCCCUGCUUCUACUUUGGUGAGCAGCACAAGGGUACCCUGGCAGGGCCCUUGCCUAUUCAGGAUGACUUGGUUUUCGUCCCCAAGCCUGUGGACACCACCAGUAUCCAGCUGCCAGGCUACAUUGAGCAGGUCCGGGACAAGCUUGCAGAGAACAUUCAUGAGAUGUGGGCCAUGAAUAAGAUUGAACAAGGCUGGACGUAUUCUGAGCGGCGUGAUGACCUGCGUCUCCACCACCCGUGCCUAACCUCCUUUGAGAAGCUGCCUCCCAGCGAGAAGCGAUAUGACGCCACCCUCGCCCUCCAGACACUCAAGACUGUGCUGGCACUUGGUUACCACAUCACACUGGACAAGCCGCCCAGCCGCAUUCGCUCUGUCAGGCUGCCCAACGACCCCUUCUUGCAGUCCAAUGGGUACAAGCCACAGCCUCUUGACCUCUCCCAGGUGAGCCUGACACCCAAGCUGGAGGAGCUGGUGGAUGAGUUGGCUCAGAACACACACAACAUCUGGGCCAAGGAGCGCAUCCUGCAGGGCUGGACCUACGGCCUCAAUGAAGACCCAGAGAUGCGCCGCUCGCCCCAUCUGGUGAGUUACCUCAAUGUGGACGAUGCCAUUAAGAAGGCUAACCGUGACACCGCCUCGGAGACCAUCCGCACCCUGCUGGUAUACGGCUAUCUGCUGGAGGCACCCACUGGAGAGCAGGCUGAAGCCACAGCAGCAGCUGAAGGGGACAAGCACGGCAUUGGUCACCGCACCUACCGCUUGGAGAAGCCCAAUGCCGUAACCUCAGGCAAGUGGUACUUCGAGAUGGAGGUACUCACAUCAGGUCCAAUGCGUAUUGGCUGGGUGGAGGUGUCCAGCCAGCCCGGCAAGGAGCUGGGAAGCGAUGACAAGUCCUGGGCAUUUGAUGGUUUCCGUCAUACCAAGAACCACCUGGGAGUGACAGAGUCUUAUGGACGCCGCACCCACAUCGGCGACAUUGUGGGUGUGAUGUUGGACCUUCAUGAUAAGACCAUCAGCUUUUCACUCAACGGCGAGUUGAUGAUGGACGCCAGUGGUUCUGAGACGGCCUUCAAUGAAGUACUGGGCGAAGCCUUUGUGCCGGCUUGCACUCUUGGCGUGGGACAGCGGGCACACUUGGUCUUUGGGCAGGACAUCAACCACCUCAAGUUCUUCACUACCUAUGGCCUUCAGGAGGGAUAUGAACCUUUCUGCGUGAACAUGGAGCGACCCGUGACAUUCUGGUACACCAAGGACCAGCCCAUCUUCGAAAAUAAUGAAGAUUUUCACGACUCCACGAUCGAAGUGACACGCAUCCCUGCCGGCUCUGAGACACCACCCUGCCUCAAGAUCUCCUCCAAGAUGUUUGAGCAAUGUGAGAAAGCCAACUGGGAGUUCCUGAGGCUGUCACUUCCGGUGGUGUGCGAGGAUGUGUUUAUCGAAGAGGAAGAGAAGGCACAGCGGUGGAUGGAGGUGCGCAAGAGACAACACACACUGAAGCACGGCGAGGUCCAACCCUCCAUCGCCUUCCAGAGUUCCCUUGUGGACACUGGUUUCUCUCUCUCAGACAUCAAGGAAUUACACUACAGCAAUGAGGAGGGUGUGGAGGCAGAUGAGGGCAUGGCUAAGAAGGCUGUCGCAGAGGAGAAGCCAAAGGUUGACUCAGCAGGCAAACUAACAACUGAGGCAACUACGGAAGGAGGAGAGGAGGCUGCUGCGGAAACCAACGACAGAAAGAAGCGCGGCAAGUCUCCCUUCAGGUUUUUCAGCAAGAAGCGUGAUGCAAGUAGUGACCGUGCCAAAAGUAAAGGCCGCACCCCUGAGCCCACCGGGAGCAACCUGGAUGUGCCACGACCCCCAAGGAAGAACCGCUCACCUUCUGUCCGUGUGGCUCAGGGUGGUGAGGGCAAGCUGAUGCCUCCUGCUAUUCCAGAGAGACAGCAGACUGUUGCUGAGGAGGCCCGGGAAGAGGAGAUGUUUGACAGUGAGUGCCUCAAGCUUAUGAAUGAAUAUUUCUAUGGUGUGAGGAUCUUCCCUGGUCAGGACCCGGCUCAUGUUUACAUUGGCUGGGUCACCACACAGUAUCACAUCCACGACACCACCUUCGACCAGAGCAAGGUUCGCUCUGUCAUUGUGCAGGAGUACACUGAGGAGGGACACAUCCAGAGCGCUGUGGAGCGUCACAGCUGCUACAUGUUCCGGGCAGAUGAACUGCAUGCAGAAGUCACAUCAGACACUGGUGGAAAAGGUGCCUCUCAGGGGAUGUUCGUUGGGUGCUUUAUCGACACAGCAACAGGUUUCAUCACACUGCAGUGCGAUGGGAAGGAAACACGCCACAAGUACCGCAUGGAACCUGGCACUAAACUGUUCCCUGGCGUGUUCCUAGAGCCCACCAGCAAGGAGACACUGCAGAUCGAGCUUGGUCGCACCCCUACCACACUGCCCCUCAGUGCUGCCGUCCUACAGAACAGUGAUAAGCAUGUCAUUCCACAGAUGCCGCCUCGUCUGAAAGUUCAGAUUCUCAAGCCACAUCAGUGGUCGCGGGUCCCCAACACCUCACUCAAGAUCCACGCCCUCAAAUUGUCUGACAUCCGUGGCUGGUCCAUGCUGGCUGAAGAUGCAGUACCAAUGCUCGCCCUCCACAUCCCCGAGGAGGACCGAUGCAUUGACAUUCUAGAGUUGAUUGAGUAUGAUAAGUUGCUGAGCUUCCAUGCACACUCACUAGCCCUAUAUUGUGCUGUGUGUUAUCAGAGCAACUACCGUGCUGCUCAUACUCUCUGCUCACAUGUGGACCAAAAGCAGCUACUCUAUGCCAUGCAGUCCGAAUACAUGUCUGGCCCACUCAGGAUGGGCUUCUACAACCUGCUCAUCUCUCUUCAUCUGGAGAGCUUUGCCAACACCAUGGAAGUGACCCAGAAUGAGUUUAUUGUGCCACUAAGACCAGAACUGAAGGAGAUCUAUGCACAGGAGGAGAUGGGUAACUCAAUGUCUGCCACCCACACCGAAUCAGUGAGGCCUUUGAUGAGCAUGUCUGACAUCAGUGAACAAUUCACCAUCCCAGACAGCCAAUCUCUCCACUCCACUUAUGAUACUCCCUCUGGUGGCUACAUCAGCACCAACAUCGAGACCAUCAAGGGACUCUCUUCCCCUCACUUCCCAUUGGACGUAGCACGAGAAUUCGUCAUGUGCGCCCUAUCUGAAGCUGUCAAGACCAACCAAGUGCAUAACAGGGACCCCAUUGGUGGCUCCAAUGAAAACCUGUUUGUGCCAUUGCUGAAACUGGUGGACAAGCUGCUGCUGGUUGGCAUCCUGCAGGACGACGACAUCACAAAGCUGCUCAUCAUGAUCGAUCCCCGCAAUUGGGACCCUGACUAUGAUCCUGAGGGAAAAGAUGAAAAUCGCAAGGGUCUGGUAGAUAUGGAAAUUGCUGAGGGUGUGAAACUGCAGCUGUGUUAUGUGCUGCACCACCUGUUGGACCUGCAGAAGAGACACCGUGUGGAGAGCCUUAUUGCCUUUGCUCAUGACUACGUUGGUGAGGUCCAGCAAGAUCAGCUGCGGAGAUACAUCGAGAUUAAGCAGUCAGACUUGCCUUCAUCUGUUGCCGCCAAAAAGACCCGAGAGUUCCGUUGUCCACCUCGUGAGCAGAUGAAUGCCAUCCUAGGCUUCAAGAACCUAACUGAUGAGGAACUUGAGGAAACACCCUGUGGAGAGGACCUCAGGAAGAAGCUCCUGGACUACCAUGAUAGACUUAUGACAAAGGCAAAGAUUCCAGCUGGACCUGAGGAAGAGGGAGAGGCUGAGGAGACCCAAUCACCAGAGUCCAAAGGAGUGGUGUCCAAGUUCGUGAUGAUUUUGGGUGGCCAGAAGGAGGAAGUGGCAGAGGAAGUUGUCGCUCAAGAACCUGAGGUGCUGGACCCAGCCGACAAGUUCAAGAAGGUGCUCGUUGAUACCAUCGUCCGCUGGGCCUCUGAGUCCUUCAUCGAGACACCCGUCCUCAUCAGGGAAAUGUUCAGUUUGUUGGUGCGUCAGUACAACAGCAUUGGGGAGAUGAUGGCAGCCCUGGAAAAGACCUACGUGAUCAGCAGUAACACCAAGAAGGAUGUGGAAACCUUGUGGCUGUGCUUGAGCAAAGUGCGUGCCCUCCUACCUGUGCAGAUGUCCCAAGAGGAGGAGGCUCUCAUGCGGGAACUGCUCUGGACACUUGUCAACAACCACAUCUUCUUCCAACACCCUGACCUGAUCCGCAUCCUGUGUGUGCACGAGAACGUGAUGGCCGUCAUGAUGAACACGCUGGGCCGCCGUGCUCAGGCUGCCGGCGAGACACAGACUCCGGAGGGUGAAGUCACUCAGACUAAGGAGAAGGAUACGUCGCAUGAGAUGGUGGUAGCGUGCUGCAAGUUCCUCUGUUACUUCUGCCGGACGGGUCGCCAGAACCAGAAGGCCAUGUUUGACCACCUGCCCUUCCUGCUGGAGAACUCUUACAUCCUGCUGUCCCGGCCAUCCCUGCGUGGGUCGACACCCCUUGAUGUGGCCUACUCCUCCCUCAUGGACAACACUGAACUUGCCCUUGCUCUUAGGGAGCAUCACCUGGAGAAGAUUGCAGUGUACUUGUCCCGCUGUGGCCUGCAGAGUAACAGUGAGCUGGUAGAGAAGGGUUACCCAGACCUUGGCUGGGACCCAGUGGAAGGAGAGAGAUACCUGGACUUCCUUAGGUUCUGCGUGUGGGUGGGAGGUGAGAGUGUUGAAGAGAAUGCAAACCUGGUAAUCCGUCUUCUGAUCCGACGCCCAGAGUGCCUUGGUCCUGCUCUGAGAGGUGAGGGAGAGGGUCUCUUGCGGGCCAUCAUGGAUGCCAACAAGAUGUCUGAGCGCAUUGCUGCCCAGCGCCUCGGUGCUGAGGCUGAGGGUGCUGUGCCCAUUGACCACCCAAUGCCGGCUGGUGAUGAUGAUGAAGACUAUAUUGACACUGGUGCUGCCAUCCUGGCCUUCUACUGCACCCUCGUAGACCUGAUGGGCCGCUGUGCCCCAGAGGCCAAUGUGAUUGCCCAAGGAAAGAAUGACAGCCUGCGAGCACGUGCCAUUCUGCGCUCUUUGGUGCCCCUUGAGGAUUUGCAGGGUGUGCUCUCCCUGCGCUUCACACUGUCCAAUACAGCUGCUGAGGAAGGCCGCAGUGACAUCCCACCUGGCCUCAUUCCUGCCCACAAGCAGAGCAUUGUCCUCUUCUUAGAGCGAGUGUAUGGAAUGGACGACAAGGAGCUGUUCUUCUCCCUCUUGGAGCAUGCCUUCCUGCUUGACCUGCGUGCUGCCACAUCACUUGACAAGUCUGAUGGCUCUGAAUCUGAGAUGGGACUGGCACUUAAUCGCUACAUUGGCAACUCCAUCCUGCCUGCUCUCAUCAAGCAUUCCAACUUCUAUUCUGAGGCUGACCAGCAUGCACCGCUCCUUGAUGCCACACUGCACACUGUCUACCGUCUCUCCAAGUGCAAGAUCUUGACAAAGGGGCAGCGUGAGGGUGUGUCAGACUUCCUGGUUGCUCUAACGCGAGAGAUGCAGCCUGCCGCCCUCCUGCCACUCCUCCGCAAGCUGACCAUUGAUGUGUCAAAGCUGUCUGAGUACACCACUGUGGCUCUCAGGCUCCUCACACUUCACUAUGAGCGUUGUGGCAAAUACUAUGGCACCUCAUCCAACACUCCUGGCACGGCAUCAGAGGAGGAGAAGCGCCUCACCAUGAUGCUCUUCACCAAUAUCUUUGACUCCCUGGCCAAGAUGGAGUAUGAUCCAGAGCUUUUCAGCAAGGCACUCCCAUGUCUGUCUGCCAUUGGGUGUGCUCUGCCUCCUGAUUACUCCCUGACUCAUGGCCAUGAGGAGGAGCUUUACAACACAUCCUCCUGCUCUGAAGGUCCUUACAAGCCUAUGCCGAUUGACACCACUGAUGUGCACCUGGAUGACGACAUUCAGGACCUGAUCAAGAAAUUCAGCGAGCAUUACCAUGAUGCUUGGGCCUCAAGAAAGCUGGAAAGUGGCUGGAGUUAUGGUGAAACUUGGUCUGGAGAGGAGAAGCUGCACCCAAGACUGAAGCCAUUCAACAUGCUGUCAGAUUAUGAGAGGGAGCGUUACCGGGAGCCAGUGAGGGAUGCCACCAAGGCCUUACUGGCAAUCAAGUGGAAGAUUGAGUAUGAGAGCGAGGGUGUGUCCACCAGUGGCAGGGAACAGCUGCACCGCCAGGACACUUCUGACUUGUAUAACUACAACCCUCAACCAGUGGAUAUGACCAACCUCACACUGUCCAGGGAGAUGCAGAACAUGGCUGAGCGUCUUGCUGAGAAUGCACAUGAUAUCUGGGCCAAGAGGAAGAAGGAGGAGGUGGAAGCAUGUGGCGGUGGCAUCCACCCCCAGAUGGUGCCGUAUGACAUGCUCACGGAGAAAGAGAAGCGCAAAGACCGUUUCCGCUCAGUCGAGCUCCUCAAAUAUUUACAGUUCAUGGGCUACAAACUCACCAGGGGCCAUGGUGAUGGUGAGGAUUCUGGUGGUGCCUCUGGAGCUGUGGAGCGUCGCUUUGCUUACAGUUUGUUGGAAAAGCUACUGCAGUACCUUGACUCUGCAGCAGUCAACAUGAAGCUCCUGAAACCCUCAUCCAAUUUCUCAAGACGUAGUUCCUUCAAGACCUCCACCAAAGAUGUCAAAUUCUUCUCCAAGGUGGUUUUGCCUCUGAUGGAGAAAUACUUCAGCACCAACCGCAACUACUUCCUGGCGGUGGCAAUGACAAACAACAUGGUGGGCAGUGCAUCCCUCAAGGAGAAGGAGAUGGUUGCCUCACUCUUCUGUAAGCUGGCCAACCUCAUGCGCACCAAGAGCACCUGCAUCGGCUCAGACACCAAGGUGACUGUCAAGUGUCUGCAGGUUAUUGUCCGUUCAGUAGACGCCAAGACACUUGCCAAGAAUCUGCCAGAGUUCAUUCGUACAUCAAUGCUCACCUUCUUCAACAAUGCUGCUGUUGACAUGGAGCACUGCAUUCAGUGCCUGCAGGAGGGCAAAUAUGCAUACAUUCGUGGGACGCACCUGAAGACCUCUGCAUCCCUCAACUACAUCCAGACAGUGCUGCUGCCAGUGCUCACCUCCCUCUUUGACCACACAGCCGCCUGCGAGUUUGGCCAAGAUCUGCUGUUGGAUGAGAUUCAGGUUGCCUGCUACAAGAUUCUGGCAGCUCUCUACCAGCUGGGAAUAGACCUCACCCUUGACAGCGGCAAAACCUUCAUGAAGAAGGAACUUGACCGCCACAGACCUGCUAUUGGAAACUGCCUAGGAGCCUUUGCUGCCACCUUCCCCAUUGCCUUCCUGGAGCCCAUGAUGAACAAGAACAAUCCUUGGAGCAUCCACAACCGCAUUGCUGACCAGUCCCUUGAGGCCCAGGAAAUCAUUUCCAAAAUGGACACUGCAAUGCCCAACCUGGAGGCAGUACUAAAGCAGGUGGAGAAGUUUGUGGAGGAGGAGUCCAAGCACAGCGACCAACCGUACAUCAUUGACGUCAUUCUGCCCAUGCUGUGCUCUUACCUACCCUUCUGGUGGAACCAAGGGCCAGACAAUGUCAAUCCUUCUGAAGGAAACCACGUUUCAAUGGUUACAUGUGAGCACAUGAAUCAACUGCUGCGUCUGGUGCUGCGGCUCAUCAUGUACAAUGUUGGUGUGGAGAAUGCCCCAUGGAUGACCCGCAUUGCUGGCUACACACAGCAGAUCAUCAUCAACUCAAGCGAAGAGCUUCUGCGAGAUCCUUAUCUUCCUCUGGCAGACCGAGUACACAAGCGUGCUGAUUACAUGUUUAACAAGGAGGAGAACCUGCGAAGCUUCCUGAAGUCCACCACUGAAGACACCAGUCAGGUGGAGAGUCAGCUACAGGAGGAAUGGCAGCUGCUCACCAGGGACAUAUAUGCCUUCUACCCACUGCUCAUCAAGUACGUGGACCAGCACCGCAACUACUGGCUCAAAAAUGGCGUCCCAGAGGCUGAGGACGUGUACAACAGAGUGGCACAGAUUUUCCACAUCUGGUCCAACUCUCAGUAUUUCAGACGUGAGGAGACCAACUUUAUUAGUCAGAAUGAAAUUGAUAACAUGACGUUGAUCAUGCCCACCACAUCCUCUCGCAACCGCCAAGCCACAGCGCCUGAUCCAUUGGCCAGCACAGGAGGCAAGGUCAAGAAAAAGAAAAAACGUAGUGGCACCAAGAAGACCAACAAAGAAAAGGAGCUGGCCUCAUCUUUGAUGGUGGCGUGUCUCAAGCGUCUGCUGCCUGUCGGUCUCAAUCUUUUUGCAGGACGUGAGCAGGAGAUCGUCCAGCACUGCAAGGAGAAACAUUUAGCGAAAGUGGCCGAGAACGAGAUCCUGGACUUUGUCAGGACACAGCUGACACUGCCAGACAAGUAUGAUCCAUCAGACGCCAUGAACUGGCAGCACACACUGUACUCCAGGCUGGGCGGCGGCCGAACACCCCGUGAAGAUGAGGAAGACAAGAAGCUGGUGCCCACCGUCGACGACACUGUGGAGCGUAUCGUGGCCAUGGCUAAAGUUCUCUACGGCCUCCAUAUUGCCUGCACCCCUCCUGCCUCUGGCGUGGGCUGGAGGAAACUGCUGUCGUUUGCUCGCAAGCGUGCUGCCAUCGCCUGCCUCCGCUCCGUGCCCUUCUAUAACAUCCGCAGGCAUCGCGCCGUCAACCUAUUUCUACGAACCUACCAAGAAUACUGGCUAUCAGAUGAGAACAUUGGCCAAGAAGUGGUUAUUGAGGACCUCACACAAUCCUUUGAGGAGGCUGAAAGUAAGAAGAAGGAGGCUGAAGAAGAAGAAGGUAAGCCUGACCAGCUGACACAACUGGUGACAACAUUCAGCCACAAAGCAACCACGGAACACACUGGCGUGCUGGCUGAGGAUCCGCUGUACAUGACCUAUGCUGAGAUAAUGGCUAAAUCCUGCGGUGAAGAGGAGGAAGAGGGUGAAGGUGAUGAGGGCGGAGGUGAAGAGGAGGGCGGUAAUGAAGAUCCUGCUGCCGCUCUUAAUGAACAAGAGUUGGAGAAGCAGAAGCUCUUGUUCCAUCAAGCACGUCUGGCCAACCGUGGUGUUGCUGAGAUGGUGCUGCUGCAUGUGUCUGCUGCACGUGGCCAGCCUUCAGAGAUGGUCAUGAUGACUCUGAAGCUUGGCAUUGCUAUCCUCCGCGGUGGUAAUGUCGAUGUUCAGGCGGCCAUGUUGAACUACCUCAAAGAGAAGAAAGAUGCUUCCUUCUUCUUGUCCAUUUCGGGACUCAUGAACUCCUGCUCAGUGCUUGAUUUGGACGCUUUUGAGCGCAACACCAAAGCAGAGGGUCUGGGUGUUGGCGCUGAUGGCUGCGCUGGAGAGAAGAAUAUGCAUGAUGCUGAGUUCACCUGUGCAUUGUUCCGCUUCAUCCAACUGACCUGUGAAGGCCACAACCUCGACUGGCAGAACUACCUGAGAACCCAGGCUGGCAACACAACCACUGUCAAUGUGAUUAAUUGUACUGUGGACUACUUGUUGCGCCUUCAGGAAUCUAUCAUGGACUUUUAUUGGCAUUACUCUUCCAAGGAAAUUAUUGACCCUGCUGGCAAGUCCAACUUCUUCAAAGCCAUUGGUGUGGCCAGCCAGGUGUUCAACACACUGACUGAGGUGAUCCAAGGUCCGUGUGUGGGCAACCAGCAAACUUUGGCUCAUUCCCGUCUGUGGGAUGCUGUUGGUGGUUUCCUGUUCCUGUUUGCUCACAUGCAGGACAAGCUCAGCAAGCACUCCUCUCAGGUGGAUCUUCUGAAGGAGCUUCUCAAUUUGCAGAAGGAUAUGGUGAUCAUGAUGCUCUCCAUGCUGGAAGGUAAUGUGGUGAACGGCACCAUUGGAAAGCAGAUGGUGGACACGCUGGUGGAAAGUGCCUCCAAUGUUGAGCUGAUUCUGAAGUACUUCGAUAUGUUCCUAAAACUGAAGGACUUGACUGGGUCAACAACCUUCCAGGAUCUUGACAUGAACAAGGAUGGAACCGUCACACCCAUGGAGUUUAAGGAGAAGAUGGAACAGCAGAAGAAUUAUACAACAGAGGAGAUCAACUUCUUGCUGAUGUGCUGUGACUGCAAUCAUGAUGGUAAGAUUGACUAUGUGGAGUUCACUGAGCGUUUCCACAACCCGGCCAAGGAGAUUGGGUUCAACCUGGCUGUGCUGCUCACCAAUCUGUCUGAGCACAUGCCCAAUGAUCCUCGUCUAGCCAGGUUCCUUGAGACUGCCGGAUCUGUCCUCAACUACUUUGAGCCUUUCCUUGGUCGCAUUGAAAUUAUGGGCAGCUCAAAGCGCAUUGAGAGAGUGUACUUUGAGAUCAAGGAGGAGAACAUUGACCAGUGGGAGAAACCACAGAUCAAAGAGUCAAAGAGAGGCUUCUUCUAUGCCAUCGUGACAGAAGGAGACAAAGAAAAGCUAGAGGCCUUUGUUAACUUCUGUGAGGAUGCCAUCUUUGAGAUGCAGCACGCCGCUGCCCUCAUGGAGGAGGAGGAUGAUGCACUGGCUAAAAAGUCUAGUGCUGAUGGCCUCAAGUACCUGAGUGAGGAGGAGGAGGAAAAGACUGGCAUGGAACUAAUCAAGUCUAAGAUUGUCGGCUUCAAGGAUCAAGUAUCAGAGACCUUAGCUGUGCUGGCACCCUCCAAUGUCAAGAAGAAACUGAAAGAGUUGAAGCAGAUGUCCAUUUCUGAGCUGUUGAUGGGUUUCUGUCGCUUGCUGUUCAUGAUCAUGUACCACAGUGUGUUUGGAAUAUUCUACGUGUCUAAAAAGAUAUGGGUUGCCAUGAUGCGCCUGAUGCAAGGACCACCAGCAGAACAGGCAUCACGAAAGGAGGAGAAGUCCGGACCACUUGUACCAUUAUCCGUGCCAGCAUUACCGGAAAUAAGAGAGGCAGAAACAGGACCUCCAGCUAUAGAACACAAACUUGAGGGAGAACUACUUUCACUGGAAGCCAAACCAGAGGAUCCUGGAGAUGAUGAGAGGAUGAAGCCAGUAUUGGAAGCCUUGGCAGAGCUGAAGGAGGACAUCAGCCCUGAGGAGGCCAUCGCAGCUAUGAAGGCUGCGGAGAAGAAGGCAGUGGAGAAACAGCAGGAGGAAGCAAUGCAGGAGGCAGAGGACCAGCCCACCACGGCAGAGGCUGAGCCGCCACCGGUUGCUCAGGUGGACCUGAGCAGCUACAACAAGCGUGCCGUCAGCUUCUUGGCAAGGAACUUCUACAAUCUUAAGUACGCAGCACUGGUGCUUGCCUUCUGCAUUAACUUUAUCCUUCUCUUCUUCAAGGCAUCGGCCAUCUCUGAAGAUGUGGAGGAGGAGGAGGAGGUUACUGUCAUGAGUCCCUUUGCCUUUGGCUCUGGUGACCUGCUGGGCUCUGGGGAUGAAGCAGUGCUGGGUGAUGAUGCAAUAGAUGCAGAACUGGGCUCUGCCAACUUCACUCUAGGAGGAGAGGAAGAGGAGGAGGAGGAGGAAGAGGAUGCUGAGGAAUGGGUGCACAUGGAUGACCGCUACUUCUACCUGGAGCACAUCCUUCGGCUGUUCUCUGUCAGCCACAGCCUGGUCGCUCUCUGCAUGCUGCUUGCCUACUACAAUCUCAAGAUGCCACUUGUGAUCUUCAAACGAGAGAAGGAUGUGGCAAGAAGGCUGGAGUUUGACGGCAUCUAUGUGGCAGAGCAGCCUGAAGAUGAUGACAUCAAGGCUCACUGGGACAAACUUGUCAUUUCUGCCAAGAGUUUUCCCAACAACUACUGGGACAAGUUUGUCAAGAAAAAAGUACGACAAAAGUACAGCGAGACUUACGACUUCGAUGCCAUAUCCAACCUGCUAGGAAUGGAAACAACAAUGAGCUUCAAACAAGAAGAAACAUCCACUGGCAUUGUUGGCUACCUCACCUCAGUGGACUGGAGGUACCAGAUCUGGAAGGCUGGUGUUACAGUUACUGAUAAUCAAUUUUUGUACAACCUGUGGUACCUCACCUUCUCCGUCCUGGGCAACAUUAAUUACUUCUUCUUCGCUGCUCACUUGCUUGAUGUGGCUGUUUCCAUCCCAUCACUCAAGACCAUCUUGCAGUCCGUCACUCAUAAUGGCAAGCAGCUGAUCCUGACUUGCAUGUUGCUCACCAUCAUAGUGUACUGCUACACUGUCAUUGCCUUCAACUUCUUCAGAAAAUUCUAUGUUUCUGAGGAGGAUGAUGUAGUGGACCAGAAGUGUCAUGACAUGCUGACGUGCUUCGUGUUCCACCUGUACAAGGGAGUAAGGGCUGGUGGUGGCAUUGGUGACGAGAUUGAGGCCCCAGAUGGCGACGAGUAUGAGUUUUACCGCAUCAUCUUUGACAUCACUUUCUUCUUCUUCAUCAUUGUUAUCCUGCUGGCCAUCAUUCAGGGUUUGAUCAUUGAUGCUUUUGGUGAAUUGAGAGACCAGCUGGAGUCAGUGAAGGAGAACCUGGAGAGCUACUGUUUCAUAUGUGGCAUAGGCAGUGACUACUUUGAUGCGGUCCCACAUGGGUUUGACAUGCACGUCCUGAAGGAGCAUAACUUAGCAAAUUACAUGUUCUUCUUGAUGCAUCUGAUCAACAAAGAUGAAACAGAGUACACAGGCCAGGAGACAUAUGUGUGGAACAUGUACCAACAAAGGUGUUGGGAUUUCUUCCCAGUUGGUGACUGCUUCAGGAAACAAUAUGAGGAGGAAUUGUCUGGUGGAGGGUCAGCCAGUUGAGCAACUCUUCCCGCACUUCCUCUUUUGCUUUACAUUUAGGUGGUAUGGACACAGGUUUUUUGGUACUGAUAAUUCAUGGUGUUCACUUGCUAAUUCGCAGCAUCACGCAGUGCAGACAAGGAUCUGGCACCACUCCUCUCCCUUGCGUGUGUGUGUGCUUGUGAAGGUUGUUGAGGCCCAGUGUUGAGCCCUGCUGCUUGGAUGGGAGCUUAACACUACACCCUCAAGUAGCUCUUGACAUUUAGAAAACAUAUAUAUAUAUAUAUAUAUAUAUAUAUAUAUAUAUAUAUAUAUAUAUAUAUUAGCUAUAUAUGUACCAUAGAAGUUUGUAUAAAUUAGGUAUAUAUGUAUAGCAGGUAAAUUCAGCAGAAAUGCCAGCUACUCCGAAUCAUCCACAGCAAGUGAGAGCAUUUUGUCAAAAGAAAAUGGCGUAUUAGUGCUUCAGAGAAUACUAGUUAAAGCAGCAAGACAAUUGUGCGUGUGAUAUUAAUGUAAUGUACUACUCUGUGGUGAUCCCAGACUCUGGUGAAGGCAGUAGCGCAGCAGCUUGUUUCCUGUCCCCAACCUGAGGCAUGAGGCGAUGCAGAACAACUUGUGGAACUGUCACUGCAGGUCACUUUGUUACGUUAUCCCCACCACCAAGGUGUGUGUGUGUGUGUGUGUGUGUGUGUGUGUGUGUGUGUGUGUGUGUGUGUGUGUGUGUGUGUGUGUGUGUGUGUGUAUAGUUCCACCAGUCGUCCUACCAACAUUGAAGUCACAUCUUUACUCUCCACCCUCUCCUCUUCUGAGUUUUGAUCAUUUACUGCAGAGAAGAGAGAAUAAUAAACAAAUUUAAAGAGGCCUUAGUAACAAGAGGUGUGGCUUUUACCUGUGUUAUUAUUUAAGAUUUUUUAUGUGCAUGCCUUUCUUUGAGAGUCUGUUAUAUAAAUGAAUGGUCAUGCCUACCACCUGUGUCCAGAAGGUGGCUGGAACACAACACCAAGUACCUAAGAUUUUUGUCCACGCCUCCCUCACCCGUGCUGUAGAUACUGAAGGAGUCAAGCUGGGGUGGUGGGGAAGGCACUGCAUGCCCUCUUACCCUCCUUGACUCUCAUGUACAUUCAAUGCAACAAGAAUGAAAACUGCAAAUAGCUCAGCACCCAUCUUGUGUCUUUCCCUUGUUAGCCAUCCUGACCUUGUCCAAAUCUUAACUUUAGCCAGCAACUACUCUCUCUUUUAUUUAUUUGUUUAUUUUCUAUGCUAUUAAUUCUUCAUGGACUGAGAGGAUCUUAAUGUUUGUUAAAUAUUUAUUGGCUAACAUCACCUAUUCUGAUUUACACUUAGUGUAUAUCAGUCAGGUAUACUAUCCCUCUCUCAUGGAUGAAGGGGGUUACCAAUCCUGUAUGAAGUUUAGAGCCAGUGCUAAGUUGCCUCUGGACCUUGAUUUCUUCCACUGCUGUCGUAUUUUAUUGUCAUAUGUCCAAGGAGUCCAAUCAGUGUUUUAAAUGACUGGAUUCUCUCCACAGAUAGCUUCCUUGUUCACCUUCCUUCAUUCCCUCCCUCCCUUACCCCCCUCUCCCUCUUCUAAGCGAUACGAUAGGCUUACGAACUCAUGGUUGCAGAUUAUUUCUCCCUCGUCCCGACACUCACAGUCCUGUUCAGCAGUCCAGCUUGGGAUCGUUCUGCAUCAUACACAUCGAUUGAUUUUUUUUUAUUCAUUUAUUUUAUAUUAUUAUUAUAUUGAUAGUCUACUCUUUAGUUAAAUAAACUGUAAGAUAA
Portunus trituberculatus (swimming crab) is the source of this 17232-nucleotide messenger RNA. It is a transcript of the gene RyR, whose product is annotated as ryanodine receptor-like. Gene Ontology annotation, molecular function: ryanodine-sensitive calcium-release channel activity; calcium ion binding; protein binding. The record is from RefSeq and is a predicted model, not a curated record. The transcript is spliced from 95 exons. Lineage: Eukaryota; Metazoa; Arthropoda; Malacostraca; Decapoda; Portunidae. Gene Ontology annotation, cellular component: sarcoplasmic reticulum membrane; calcium channel complex; sarcolemma. Bases 193 to 15474 code for a protein of 5093 amino acids. Gene Ontology annotation, biological process: calcium ion transmembrane transport; intracellular calcium ion homeostasis.